Messenger RNA from Liolophura sinensis, 2965 nucleotides. RefSeq lists its product as uncharacterized. NCBI's taxonomy places the organism in Eukaryota, Metazoa, Mollusca, Polyplacophora, Chitonida, Chitonidae. The transcript has 5 exons. The record is from RefSeq and is a predicted model, not a curated record. Bases 1 to 1035 code for a protein of 344 amino acids. Gene Ontology annotation, molecular function: protein binding.
AUGGGGUUUAGAGAAACUCAGGAACUUCACACUCAAGAGGUAGAAAGGGCUUAUUGUGCAGCCUUGGAAGCAUUACAAGCCUGGAAACAGCAGUCCUUAGAUGGCAUAGAAACCCGCUAUUCACAGUGGAGAGUGGAGUGUAGCGCUAUACUCAAACAUUUCCAGCUAAAGGCUCAGAAAAUAGAGAGGAUGGUACAGGCUUCCAAGGAUUUAGUAGCGUCAAUGGACGUCGAGUUUUUACAAGUUUCCACGGACUUCAUCAAAACAACUGAUGACCAGCUGAAUGAAAUAAGAGUAGAUCUGGAGAAACAUGAGGUCAGCAGAAAGAAGCUUCUAGAUUCUAUACAACAUGACCAAGUUGUUCCUAGACAGGUGACUGUAAAAGAGACAGUGCAAGAACGUCAGGACUUAGAAGCAGCAGUCGGUGGACAAAUGUCACCCUUACAUGUUACAAAGCCGACGCUGAUAUUCACAGAGACAGACAACAGAAAGCUGAGAAUCACUGACAGCGGUUCAUUGGUAAAGGCUGAGGACUUGUCCUGGGGGUGGUGGAGAGCUGUGACAGACGGGCGUUACCAGACGGGCAGGUACUACUGGGAGGUACACAUCACCCGUUCACCUGGCUGUGGCUGUUGUGUAGGAGUGACACAGGAGAGCUGUGGUGUGAGGGGGAGGAUAGACCCUGGCCGUAACUUCUGGUACAUUGGGAUGGAGUACCGUGGUGAUGAGGUCCGGUGUUAUAGUCACCAUGGAGGUGAGAUGAAACCUGACUAUCUACAGUACAGACGUUACACACGACCUCAUCACCUGGGUGUGUACCUGGACUGUGAUGACCAGUCACUGACAGUCCUGGACUGUGACAACAACCAGGUAAUGUACACUGUCAGUGGUGUAGUCGUCACAGAGCCUCUCGUGCCAUGGGUUUGGUUUUAUGUCGGGUCUAAAUCUGGAUCUGGAUCUGCGUCUGCUCGUCUGGUAACGGGGGACUCUACAACUCUGCCUCAAGUUCUCUGUGAUAUGAUAAGCACUUCCUGACCAUCGGGUAAUUAUUCAUUACAUCUUUUCCAGCAUGUUAUAAUUUGUUUCAAAUAGAGUGGUUAAUUAUGUCUCUUUGAACAAAUUUUUGGGUAUAAAUGUUUUAGUUAAUGUCAGCAGUGUGGCUAAUUCAGUAAUCUGUCACAAGCUUACAGCUUGGUGUAGUUGUACACACUCUGUCUGACUUGUCCUGAACAUCAGUGUCAGGUUUCUUCCAGACAAAAUACAUGUAGAUAAUGACUGGGUAGUUUUAGUUUUAGUAAUUGAGAUUUGUGAGAAAGCGACUGAGGGUAUAAAGGAUUAUUUUUCUUACCAUGAUCGGGCCGGUAUGUCAUAACUCAGGAGUGGUUUCAGAUUAAAUCGUCAAAAAAGAUCAGAUCAGAUUGGCGUUGUUGUUGCAGCACGUUACACAAGACAAUUCUGUUUUGAAUGAUACUAGCGAUGUUUGUUGAGAGAAAUAACCCAUAAUUUGUAAUGGGUUUGAGAAUGAUUACCUGGCUGAAAGGCAUUGCAUAACUAGCGACAACAAAUGAAAAGAUCACAUGGAUGAGUACUGGUAGAGCUUUUGGCACUUGACCUCAGAUGCAGAUUGGGCUAGAACAGGUUGGUUGGAUAAGCUACAUGUAGUCAUCUUGGUUGUGUUAUGUAACUUGGAUGUAAGUUUCGGAUAAAAAUGAGAGAAAAACAUAACCUGUGGGCCAUUAUUUAAUUAAAGUGAGUGCAAUCCAACCAGCCCUCCAAUAAAGGGCCUACCUGAAAGGGUGUUUUUCUUAUAAUAGAAGUUUCAUUACGCAGAAUAUACAAAAAAUCCCUAUUGACCGACCCUAUUUUGUCUCCAUGAUGAGGUUAAUCCCAUGCUGAACAAGGACUGUGUUUAGGAUGCCGUUGUCAGCUAUAAGUUUCUCGUUUUCUGUAUGUUUCUCUGUUUUUCAACUUAGUUUAUUCAAACAUUGGCGUUCUUAACACUUUGUCAUGAUCUGGGCAUAGUUUGUGUAUCUCACAUGUUAACAAUAGUAAACAUUUUAAGCUGUUUAUCAGAUUUUUAUCUUCACUAUAAACACAGUGACAUUUACUGGACUAUUUGUGUUUAUUGAAUACAUCUACCACAUUACGAUGUAAACAUCUGGCAUUUUUUCUAUAAUAAACACUUAUGUCUUACUUACCAAACAGUUUUUUGAUGAAUAAAUACCAGUUGGCAUUAAUCCAAACUGUAAUAAAACUGUGUUUAAAAACACUUAUUUUUAUGAUGUACUGUAAAUCGUUAACCUUUUUAGCCUCUAAAAGUGUUUUCUGGAAUCUGUGCAUAUAUUUAUUAUGAAAGUGAUGUUAAAAUGAUUUGUUUGUGUCACUCAAGAUGUAAGCUUCAUAAAACUGUGCCAAUUAUUUAUCUACACUCUGUAGUUCUCUGACAAUAUUUCAAAUUAUCGGUUAAAGAGGUGGCUAAAGAGGUUGAAGAGUUUAUAGUAAGCUACAUGAGGAAGGCUGAAAAAAUUAGGGUAAGCGAUAUGAGGAAGGUUGAAUAAUUAGGAUAAGAAAUAUAAGGAAGCAUACCACAGAUAUAUUUUAUGGAUAUGACUUUUUUUCCUUUAAAUGAAUUUUACAUGUUAGUGCUGUGAUAUGACAUGUGACAUGUAUUAUUGUAUUCACUGUCCUGUAAGCAUUAGGCCCACAUUGUGAUAUUUUCUAAUACAUAGUUUCUAAAAACAUUGAUUACUUUACUUGAGGAAGUGGCUUUAUCCCCAGUACUGUUACUAGGACAACCUGUGGUCAAGAUUAUGAGGUCACUGCACCAUUUUAUCAGCUUGCUGUUAUUUUGAUGCGAGUUGUUGUUGUAUUCAUAUAUGAUUCGGUGAUGUUUUGCCAUUAUCUGCCUUUUGUGUUCACACUUCUGAAACGUAUGCUUAAUAAAAAUAAGUGAUUGUGUAAUGUG